GUGAGUGUUUGCUGCUCUUCUCCUUUCGUGCCUUGAUAUCAGUCUAUGAUGUCAUAGUCAUGUUUUAACUAUCGAAUGUCGCUUACUAACCAUCCACGCAGAGACUACGCCUAUGGAGCGAGGUAUGUGAUGCUGUUUCCAUUCAUCAACGGCACCAAUUCGGGGUAUUAUCCUUUGGAUGCCUAAGUAUACUAACAAAAAUAGGGGCUUCCCCGGCUUGAUCCCCCCCAACGCUACCCUCCUCUUGUAAGUUUCUCGUCUAUCCGAUGCUCACGUCGCGGGGAAGUGACGCUGACUCCGAUCAACAGCGAGGUCCAGCUCGUGUCGAUCAACGGCAAAACCGCUUAAUUCUUAGUGCGCAAUGGCAUAAAGCUACGUGAGGCAAAAACAAUGGCUUUCACUAUAGACAAAUUGACUGCGUGGAUGUGCUGGAUUUCUACUCUUCCUUCGAAUAGUCGUAAGCUUGAAUCCUUCGGGUUAGAUGGUGGUAUUGGUAGAGAUGAACCACGCGUGCUAUGCAGGUAUUAUGUCGUUUGUCUCCUGGAUCUGUUAAACGUAGCGACCAAUGGCGCUGAACGUAGUUACCGAUGGAUCUAUAUCAGGCAGUAUAUGUGUACUAUGCUUAAGUGUCCCACUACGAACGUAUCGGCAUGCCUACUUAAUUGCAUAGCAUAUACCCUCUACGACGUAUGUAUUUUACCAUUUUUUUUUUUAAAAAAA
This is a messenger RNA of Aspergillus pseudonomiae, 720 nucleotides long. RefSeq lists its product as uncharacterized. Lineage: Eukaryota; Fungi; Ascomycota; Eurotiomycetes; Eurotiales; Aspergillaceae. The transcript has a single exon. The record is from RefSeq and is a predicted model, not a curated record. The annotation marks the transcript as partial.